AUGCUCUCGGACCAGUCUUUUGUGACUCUAGCCACAAAUGACUCCUAUGUGAAAGGAGCACUGGUACUUGGUUCAUCCUUGCAACAGUACAGAACAACAAGGAAGCUGACUGCACUCAUAACUCCUCAGGUCUCAGAUCUCAUGAGGAAAGUGCUGGAAAAAGUCUUUGAUGAAGUCAUAUUGGUAAAUGUCUUGGAUAGUGGGGAUUCAGCACACUUGGCAUUAAUGAAAAGACCUGAGCUGGGUGUCACACUAACAAAGCUUCACUGCUGGGAACUGACGCAGUUUUCAAAAUGUGUUUUCAUGGACGCAGACACAAUGGUUUUGUCAAAUAUCGAUGAGCUUUUUGAGAGAGAAGAGCUGUCUGCAGCACCAGAUCCAGGCUGGCCUGACUGUUUUAAUUCUGGAGUUUUUGUUUACCGACCUUCCAUUGAAACAUACAAUCAGCUGUUACAGUUUGCCACAGAGAAAGGCAGCUUUGAUGGUGCAGAUCAGGGGUUGUUAAACACCUUCUUCAGCAGCUGGGCAACAACAGACAUGAGCAAACAUCUACCAUUUAUUUAUAAUUUGAGCAGCACUUCUGUAUAUUCCUACCUUCCAGCAUUUAAAGCGUUUGGUGCAAAUACUAAAGUGGUGCAUUUCCUGGGAAGCACAAAGCCAUGGAACUAUACAUAUGACUCCAGAACAAAAAGCAUAAAAGGCAACAUGGAUGACUCUAAAAUAGUUCACCCAGAAUUCCUCAACAUGUGGUGGGAUACCUAUGCAGCUAAUGUUUUACCAUUACUAGAACAGCAUGGAAUUGUUAAAGACAUUAAUACAGGUGUAAACAUGGCAGAGGUUACAGAGGCGGUGUCCCACAUAUCAAUAUCAGCACCAUCACCAGUAUUACCAACUGUAUCUUCAGAAGAACGCAAGGAACGGUGGGAACAGGGCCAAGCUGACUAUAUGGGAGUGGAUUCUUUUGACAACAUCAAGAAGAAACUUGAUACCUACCUUCAGUAGAAAUGCCUGUCUCAAACAGUGGUGAUGCAAGGACUUGUUCCAGAACUAACAGCUAGAAAGGUAUAGAUGGUGGUCAGUUACACUUGCUAGUAGCUUGUUGAAAAACUUCUUGGCUGAAGGCCUCUGCAGUGCUACAGACGAAGACUGAGCAAAAGCUAGGAAGCAGAAUUCCUUGGGCCACCUAUAACUGCCCAAUUUCCAAUUCUCCCUACUAGAUAAAACCAGGUAUUUUCAGCUUAAAUUUUCUUCUGUUGUGAUCAAUUGGCUCAACAUAUUCCUUGAAACUGGGUUUGUUACCUCACCUCAUUAAGGUGAUUAGCAUUGAUUCCUUUGCUUGCUGUUUUAGAUGUAAAAUCUAAUUCAUGGGAUUGCUCAUACACUAGAGUGGUAGCCAUUCUGCUUUACCAUAAAUAUAUUAAUGACACUGGGAUACAUACAGAUGUAACAGUAAUAGCACUGCUUUGCUCUUCCAGUCACAAUUGCACUGAAGUUUUGACCAGGUUCUUACGCACAGUGCCUACAGCAUGGCAGAAUGCAUUUUUCAGUUCUGUAUACUAUGGGACUAGUAAACUGAGUUUUAUCUGUUACUUGCAAUGUUGCACUUGAUACAAAAAUAAAAAGUUGUCAUGCA
Molecule: messenger RNA, 1633 nt
Organism: Phaethon lepturus (White-tailed tropicbird)
Lineage: Eukaryota; Metazoa; Chordata; Aves; Phaethontiformes; Phaethontidae
Gene: GYG1
Product: glycogenin 1
Exons: 7
Coding region: 1-1002 (333 amino acids)
Cellular component (GO): cytoplasm
Molecular function (GO): glycosyltransferase activity
Source: RefSeq, a predicted model, not a curated record